Neomonachus schauinslandi (Hawaiian monk seal) is the source of this 1059-nucleotide messenger RNA. Its product is annotated as mucin-17-like. The record is from RefSeq and is a predicted model, not a curated record. Bases 1 to 1059 code for a protein of 352 amino acids. NCBI's taxonomy places the organism in Eukaryota, Metazoa, Chordata, Mammalia, Carnivora, Phocidae. The transcript is spliced from 10 exons.
AUGGUCUGCAAGAAUGACGGCUACUGGGAUGGGAUCAAGUGUGUGUGCACUAGCCUCUUCCAUGGGCCGAGGUGUGAGGAAGUGGUCCCCAGCAUUGAGAUAGAGCCUCCGCCGGAGACUGUCUCCGCCCAGAUGGAAAUGACCGUGACAGUGACCAGUAGGGAGUACACCAAAGAGCUAGAAGACCGGAAUUCUGUACAAUUCAAGAACUUCAGUGACGUAUUCACAAAAGAGAUGAACAUAGUUUAUCUCGGAAUCCCUGAGUAUCACGGGGUCAACAUCACAAGGCUGUCUGCUGGCAGUAUUGUGGUAGAACAUGAAGUCCUCCUGAAGACCAACUACACCCCAGAAUACAAGGAAGUUUUCACUAAGGUCACCCAGGAGGUGGUGGAAAAAAUCCAGAAUGUAACCAAGGAGCAAAUAAGCAGAAAUAAUACCUGCACAACUGUACUGUGUUAUAACACGACUGCCACCAAGAUGCAGAGCUUCACAGUUACUGAAUACGACCCUGAAAAGGAAUGCCGGGAGAGGGUUGGGAAUGAUUAUGCUGCCUACUUCUUCGUGGAGUACAAGGAAAAGAAGCCAAACUGCAUCAACCGCUGUAUGCCAGGCUUCAACAGCUCCCUGGACUGCAACUUCGGGAAGUGCCAGCUAGACCGCAGUGGCCCUCGGUGCUACUGCCUGACCACGGACACUGUCUGGUACAGUGGUGAAACCUGUGAGUUCAGCACCAAGAAGAGCCUGGUGUAUGGGCUUGUGGGGGCAGCUGGUGCCAUAGUGCUAGUCAUCCUUGUUGUUCUCUUGAUGUUCAUGCUCCGUUCCAAUAGGAAGUUGAAAAGGCAAAAGUCUAGAGUGUCUCAGUUGUAUAAGUGGCAUGAAGAAGAUGGAGGACCAACCCCUGGAACUUUCCGAAACAUUGGCUUUGACAUCCAUGAAGAUCAAGAUGACUCCAUCCACUUGGACUCCAUUUAUAGUAACUUCCAGCCCUCCCUGGACCAAAUAGAUUCUGAAACACAGAUCAAAAUUCAGAGGCCCCAGGUGUUGAUGACGUCGAUUUAA